Molecule: messenger RNA, 3299 nt
Organism: Homalodisca vitripennis (glassy-winged sharpshooter)
Lineage: Eukaryota; Metazoa; Arthropoda; Insecta; Hemiptera; Cicadellidae
Gene: LKRSDH
Product: alpha-aminoadipic semialdehyde synthase, mitochondrial
Exons: 19
Coding region: 284-3067 (927 amino acids)
Cellular component (GO): cytoplasm
Molecular function (GO): saccharopine dehydrogenase activity
Source: RefSeq, a predicted model, not a curated record
UUUGUUAGAUAGCUUCGUAGGCCAAUACUUUGUCCAGUUUGUUAAAAGUGUGACCAAUUAUCACACCAGACUAAUCCAUUUAUAAUUUGCUUAUUUAUUCAAGUGUUUAUACGAUUAAACCUCUUAUCAGGGGUUGGAUAUCUUACCAGUUGUACAAUGGAAACUUUAUAAACGAUGUUUUUGUAGUUAAAGGGUCAAAUUAAUGGUGAUAACAAUGCUAGUCAAUUCAUUGCGUAGAAUAUAAACAGAAUUUCUACUAUUUUAUUUGUCAUAAAAAUUUAAAAUGCAAGCACGUUUUAGCUCAACUUUCCAGAAGGCAACAAAACUUCCUGUAAAAGGGAAGGUGAUAGCCAUCAGACGGGAGGAUCAGAGUGUGUGGGAGAGAAGAGCUCCAUUUGCUCCGACUAAUGUCCGACGACUGGUGAGAGCUGGUAUCAAGGUUCUCAUUCAGCCAUCAAACAGAAGAGCAUACCCGAUACAAUCUUACGUCAGUGCAGGGGCUAUCCCACAAGAAGACAUAUCUGAAGCCUCCGUUAUAUUUGGAGUAAAGCAAGUGCCAGUGGAUUUGCUAUUGCCAAAUAAAACAUAUUGCAUGUUUUCACACACAAUAAAGGCACAGGAAUCAAAUAUGCCUUUAUUAGAUGCCAUUUUAGAAAAGAAUAUUCGAUUAAUUGAUUAUGAAAAGCUUGUGAGUGAACAAGGUCAAAGAGUUGUAGCGUUUGGAAAGUACGCUGGCGUUGCUGGUAUGGUCAACAUUCUGCAUGGUCUUGGAUUGCGACUCCUAGCAUUAGGACACCACACUCCCUUCAUGCAUAUUGGACCUGCACACAACUACAGGAACUCGUCAAUGGCUAGACAAGCAAUACGGGAUGCUGGAUAUGAAAUAGCUCUUGGAAUGAUGCCAAAAUCCAUAGGGCCUCUUACAUUCGUCAUUACAGGAUCCGGGAAUGUUUCACAAGGUGCUUUAGAAGUAUUUCAAGAAUUUCCCCAUGAGUUUGUACCUCCUGAUAUGCUGCAAAAAGUCGCUGAGCAUGGUGUAACCAAUAAGGUGUAUGGGUGUCAGGUCAGGAGGAGGGAUCACUUACAAAGGAGAGAUGGUGGAGGCUUCGAUGCAGAAGAGUAUGAUGCACAUCCUGAGUUAUACAUGUCUACAUUUGGAAAGAAGAUCGCACCAUACGCAUCAAUCAUAGUGAAUGGUAUCUACUGGGCGGUGGGCUCACCCAAGCUGCUCACGCUGCCUGACGCCAAAGACCUGCUGGUACCCCCUCAGACGCCUUGGCUGCCGAUAAGUGAGGGGGCCCCCGCCUUGCCCCACCGCACUCUCGCCAUCUGUGACAUCAGUGCUGAUCCUGGUGGCUCCAUUGAGUUUAUGAAUGAGUGUACCACUAUUGACACCCCCUUUUGUCUCUAUGAUGCAGACAGAAAUAAAGACACUAAAAGUUUCAAAGGUUCUGGGUUAUUGGUGUGCUCAAUUGACAACAUGCCGACUCAACUGCCUAGAGAAUCUACUGAUUUCUUUGGUGAUCUUUUGAUGCCUUACGUGAACGAUAUACUACAGUCUGAUGCUGCUGGAUCUCUUGCACAACACGAUUUCAAUCCUGUUGUUUUGAAUGCCAUUAUAGCAAGUAAUGGAAAAUUAACACCGAAUUUUGAAUACAUCGAAGAGCUACGGCAAGAUUCAAAGCGGAUUCGUCAAAAACUCCCAGAUGUAGGGGGAGCCACAAAGAAAAUUCUGAUAUUGGGAGCUGGUCGUGUCAGCUCUCCACUUGUUAAAUAUCUGAACCGAGAUGAAAAUGUACAUAUCACUUUAGCAUCUUCACUACAAGAGGAAGCGAGCACAGUGGCCAGACAAUAUUCCCGCGUAGAGCCAGUGUUAGUAGAUGUGGUACAAAGGCCAGACCACCUCAAGACCCUAGUGGAGGCAUCAGACCUAGUGGUCUCACUGUUGCCUUUCCAGCUGCAUCAUCUGGUAGCAGAGUGUUGCAUCUCUUCCCAAGUCAACAUGGUUACUGCAUCCUACUGCACACUUGAAAUGAUGCGACUCCAUGAUAAAGCCGUCCAAGCCGGAGUCACCAUUGUCAACGAGGUGGGGCUGGACCCAGGUAUUGACCAUCUAUUAGCUAUUGAGUGCAUUGAUGAGAUUCAUCAGGCUGGAGGCAAGGUUGAGUCAUUCGUGUCAUACUGUGGCGGUUUGCCGGCUCCUGAAUUCUCCAACAAUCCUCUUCGGUACAAGUUCUCCUGGUCACCAAGAGGUGUCCUGUUAAAUGUCUUGGGCAAUGCCAAGUAUAUGAAAAAUUCUAAGAUUGUGGAUGUGGCAGCUGGAGGUGAAUUACUAAAGAGUGGCAACGACUUGGACUUCUUGCCUGGCUUUGCUCUCGAAGGUUACCCCAACAGAGACAGUUUACGUUAUGCACAGCUGUAUGGGAUAGCAGCGGAGGUUCAAACAAUGUUCCGUGGUUCCAUUCGGUACAAAGGAUUCUUGGAGACAAUGCUCUCACUGAAACUUCUUGGAUUGAUAGAUCUAAACACCCAUCCUGCUCUUCAUCCUGAUGGCCCCGACAUAACUUGGCGUGAACUGAUGUGUGCCCUGCUAGGGCUGUCACAUGCUGAUAUUUUCUACGAGAACCUGCGAAGCAAGGUCAGCGAAAGAGUGGGUGAGACUCAACUUCUUGCGGUGGAAAAGCUGGGUUUGAUGGAUGAUGUUAAGGUUGUCAAGUGUGGCACACCGAUCGAAUCUCUCUCUCACUACCUCAGCUUAAGACUUUCUCUAGGAGAACAAGAGAGAGAUGUGGUUAUUUUGAGACAUGAGAUGGAUAUAGCAUGGGCUGCGGGUCAGAAUGAGCGCAGAGAUAUUACUAUGGUGGAAUAUGGUGAUGGCCAAGGGACCUCAGCAAUGGCCCGCACAGUAGGACUGCCUGCAGCAAUUGCGGCCAAAAUGGUUCUUGAUGGAGAAAUCCAAGAGCAUGGCAUGGUCUAUCCAUUGACACCACACAUAUACAGGCCAAUGCUUAGUCGUCUACGGGCAGAAGGAAUUGUUUCAAGAGUUUCAGUAGAAAAAAUAGGUUAAACUGUAUCAUUGAAGAUAUUGCAUAUGAUAAUUAAGGAGAAGAAGAUAUGUGAUUGAUUUUCAUUGAUAAAAUAAAUCAUGUUUAUUUUAUUAACAAUUUUGGGUUGGUAGCGAGCUACAAACCAAAUCUGCAUAUUCUAUGUGAAAUUUUAAAUAAUUUAAAAAAGAAUUGUGUAAAAAAUUAAGAAUUAAUAUCAAAUACUGAAUUAAAUACAUUGUAUACAUGUUGAUA